This is a messenger RNA of Syzygium oleosum, 1080 nucleotides long. RefSeq names its product eukaryotic translation initiation factor 2 subunit beta. Bases 112 to 921 code for a protein of 269 amino acids. Gene Ontology annotation, biological process: formation of translation preinitiation complex; translational initiation; formation of cytoplasmic translation initiation complex. Gene Ontology annotation, molecular function: translation initiation factor activity; translation initiation factor binding; mRNA binding. Gene Ontology annotation, cellular component: eukaryotic translation initiation factor 2 complex. NCBI's taxonomy places the organism in Eukaryota, Viridiplantae, Streptophyta, Magnoliopsida, Myrtales, Myrtaceae. The record is from RefSeq and is a predicted model, not a curated record. The transcript is spliced from 10 exons.
CUAGGGUUUGAGUUUCGCACCUGUUUUGUCUCUUUAAGCUCGCGCACAAGCUCUUCUUGCUCUCCAUCUUGUCGAACCUGCGAUUCCUUAUUCUGCGUUAGCUCCGUAGUUAUGGCUGACGAGAAUUCCAGCAAUGUCAAGGAGGAGGUGGCGGAACUUGCCCCAUUCGAUCCUACUAAGAAGAAAAAGAAGAAGAAGAAUGUGAUUCAGGACCUUGCAGAUGAUUCGGUGGAUAAGUUGGCUGAAAAAACGGAGAAUCUGUCAGUUUCUGAUGGUCUUGAUAAUAGUUUUGCUGGUCUGAAGAAGAAGAAAAAGAAACCAGUCGAGACUAGCACAAUGAAUGAUGAAAAUGAGGGGCCAAGGGAAGAUCAUGAUGAUCAUCCUGGGGAGGAUGAUGAAGGAGAAGGAGCUCCCCUUCAGGAAAGGUACCCUUGGGAAGGCAGCGAUAAGGAUUACGAAUAUGAGGAGCUUCUAAGUAGGGUGUUCAACAUUCUUCGUGAGAAUAAUCCGGAGCUUGCGGGAGAUAGGCGUAGGACAGUUAUGAGGCCUCCACAAGUCCUACGUGAGGGAACAAAGAAAACAGUCUUCGUGAAUUUCAUGGAUCUUUGCAAGACGAUGCAUCGACAGCCGGACCAUGUGAUGGCCUUCUUACUAGCAGAACUGGGAACAAGUGGAUCUCUUGAUGGACAACAAAGAUUAGUUGUUAAAGGCCGAUUUGCCCCAAAGAAUUUUGAAGGAAUACUGCGACGAUACAUCAAUGAGUAUGUUAUCUGCCUUGGAUGCAAGAGUCCAGACACAAUACUUUCAAAGGAGAAUCGGCUUUUCUUUCUCAGAUGUGAGAAGUGUGGUUCUGGACGAUCUGUUGCUCCAAUUAAAGCUGGAUUCGUCGCUCGUGUUGGCCGAAGAAAUGCUGGGACUUGAUCUCUCAAACUUUUGUUUCUCUUCAUGCAAUAAUAGAUACGAGUCUUGUCUGUUCUUGCCUCUUUUUUUCCCUUUUUUGGGAUGGUAUCUAUUAUGUGUGUUACUCCAUGAUUUUGACUGACACUACUAAAUUAAAUGUUAUGUUAUUGUGGAUGUGAA